Pectinophora gossypiella (pink bollworm) is the source of this 2745-nucleotide messenger RNA. Its product is annotated as leucine-rich repeat neuronal protein 3-like. The record is from RefSeq and is a predicted model, not a curated record. The coding region runs from base 205 to 1686 and encodes 493 amino acids. Gene Ontology annotation, molecular function: protein binding. The transcript has 11 exons. NCBI's taxonomy places the organism in Eukaryota, Metazoa, Arthropoda, Insecta, Lepidoptera, Gelechiidae.
UGUAACGCAGUAUUUUCGUACUAUCCGAAGAAGAUUAACGUAAAAAAUUGUCUUCUAUCUCUGUCUAGUGCAUGAAAAUAUAAGGUGUUAGACAGAGACGAGAAAUUUUGAGAAAAAAGUGUUAAUUUGAAAGUGGUUUUCAUGAAGUUUUUUUAAGUGGUUAUCUUAGUGGUUAGGUAUAUGAAGACAGUUUAAAUAUUAAGAAUGGCGUGGCAUAUCCUGUCCUGUGUAAUUCUCUCAGUUUUCUUGGCGGGGACUUAUUGCCAAGAUUCAACAGUGAGGGAGCCACCAUCAGCUGAUGUUGCGAAAGAGAUAGGUAUAUGCCGAUAUUGCCAGUGUAAAGACGGGAUAGUAGACUGCUAUGAUAGGAACAUCACCACAUUCUUCAGCAAGGAUAUGUGGGCUGACUUGACAGAGUUCAAGCCAACCCACGCAGAUCUGAGUGAGAAUGACUUCACCAACGUGUCAAUCAUAGCUGAGCUUCCUAUUGAGGUGCUGAACCUGUCUCACAGUCGCAUCGAGUUCAUAGAGAACGCCAGCUUCAAGGACCUCCGCAGCCUGAGGGUAUUGGACCUCAGCCAUAAUAAGCUGACCUCCGCCAAGUUGAGUCCUCACGCUUUUGAGGGUCGCUACUCCCCAGAGAAAUACGAGCCCCUUCCAGCAAUGAGGGUGCUCAGCCUGGCCUACAACGAGCUGCACUCGUUGAACCAGGAUCUGUUUGAACAUCUCCCCGAGCUGACGGAUCUAGACCUUAGCGGCAACCCUCUGACGACAUUGGACCAUGUCACUGUGAUCGCCAUCAGCAGUCUGCCUAUGCUUAAGGUUCUCCGCAUGCGUUCCUGCCAACUCCCCGACAUUCCCGAGAAGUUCCUCCACACUCCUCGGUACCUGGAGCGUCUGGACCUGAGCGACAACCAGCUGACUGCGGUGCCGCAAGAGCUGGAGGAAACAAAGAAUCUGCUCUACUUGAACCUCAACCAGAACCCGAUACGAAGGAUUGAUGCUUCUGACGAAGACUAUCCAGGCUUCCCCCGUCUCCGGAAACUGCAAGAGCUCCACAUGUGCAACAUGCCAGAACUGCGCUCUAUCGGGGCUGGAGCUCUCGGAGGGCUGCAGGCUCUCUCUGCGCUGCACAUGAGCUUCAACCCUAAACUCUCCUCCAUACAUCCCAAGGCUUUAGCGCGCCCUGAUGAUAUAGGGGAGAACUAUGAUUGGCCGCCUGUUACAGAGUUGUACCUUCAGUCUAACAACUUGUCAGAAAUCGACUCGCGCCUGGUGUCCCGUUGGGACCUGGUGCGCGCCGUGGACGUUUCAGACAACCCUUACCUCUGCGACUGCUCCACCCAGUGGAUGGUGGACAUCCUGGUGCCCGUGGUGGAAAAAGCUGGCAGCAACUCCACUAAGCUUGUCUGCCAAGAACCAGUGGAGAUGCGAGGGUACACCAUGAAGCAUCUACACGAUAUCCAUCGCACCAUGCGCUGUGUGGAUAAGUAUGGUCAUCGGCCUGAGAGAGACGGCGCUAUUCUUAUGGGCACCCUAAUUGGUGUCCUACUGUCAGUGCCAAUUAUGCUGUCGCUGAUGCUGCUGUGGCGCCGCGGGUACUUCUCCUGCAUCGGCCUGUCCGGCCCAGUGGACGUGAGCCGAGCUUUCUACAAACGAGCCCCCGCCGAAGACUUCUUGUCUUAAACGAUUUAGUAGUUAACCUUAUACAGUGGUAGUGACACCGUAACGAAAACUGAGGGAUGAUUUAGACCACGAUUCUGAGUUGAUAUCAAGUGGAAUUUUCCGUCGCAAAACUAUAGAACUGAAAUUACUUAAAUAAACACUAAAACUAUAUACUCUACAACAAUGUCUUCAGGAUUCUGGUGGGGCUCCCACGUUUUUGCAGCGCAUCAGGUAUGUUCGCAGAUGCCAACAUAGAUGAUUUCUAUACAAUCAUGCGCAAAAAGACUGCUUCGGUGUUGUUGCGAAUGCGGGGGAGCGAUAAAGGAGUCCUGAGGAUGAUUGCCGAGAGGAUGGACUCGGCUGUUCUACGUCGCUUUACCGACUUACAUGUUCAUAAGCGCGUAAAUCGGUAAAGGGGCCUAAACUUGUUUGAUUGUCUUAUUUACUCACUAACAUAGAUACUAAGUUUUUUUUUUUUUAUUGAAUACAACGAAUAAUUAACAAAACAAUAAAAUAACACCGCUAAACCCCUCACGGGUUUGUCUCGGCGCUAUAAUCCGCUUGCUAGUUUGUGUAACUACUAACAUCUUAUGGACAAUCUUAGUCUGAAAUAAAAUAUUUUUAUUUUUUUUAAAUAUACAAACAAAAAAGUGCAAUAAAGUGUAUUUGUAUUGUAUUGUAAUAUACUGAAUUUUCCGACAGGAACAUCCACUUGAUAUCAACUCAGAAUCAUGGUCUGAAUCAUCCCCCUCAGUAUUCGUUACGAUGUCACUAACACCCUAUCUACUUGUAUGGCUACUUGUAUGUACUAGUACUUACGGGGGGAUAUAAUAGGGCUGGCUGGAAACUUUGUUAAAAGCCCCUAAAUAAAAGAAAAAAAUGGAUGAGGUCGAGUUAUGAUUUUUAAAUUUGGAUUUUCUUUAAUUCGGAAGUCAACCAGCUUAUUUAUUCGUAGCAACUAGCGUUACGCGUCGAAUCCUUUUCAUGACGUAAUCAGAUUUUUUUAAUAUAUAUUUUGUAUUGUGAUUUGUGAUGUAUUAUUGUUGUUUUGAUGAGAAAAUAAAGUGUAUUUUAUCAUUC